UCUGGACAGAUUCAGCUGUGGCAGUUCUUACUGGAGCUCUUGUCGGACAGCCGAAACCUGGCCUGUAUCACCUGGGAGGGUACAAAUGGCGAGUUCAAACUGGUCAACCCCGACGACGUGGCUCGCCGAUGGGGUGAGCGGAAGUCGAAACCCAAUAUGAACUAUGACAAGUUGAGCCGUGCGCUUCGCUAUUACUAUGACAAAAAUAUAAUGAGCAAGGUGAGAUUUCCUCUGAGAGGUGCCUGGAGGUUUUUCCUACGUUCUGGCUACGGUUCGUACAGCAGCCUGUCCCUCCCCUUUGUUAUAACGGUGUUGCCAACGAAGGCAAAGCAUAACGGAGACCAUAACUCUAAUGCCGGAAAUAGGUUAUAG
Molecule: messenger RNA, 372 nt
Organism: Dibothriocephalus latus
Lineage: Eukaryota; Metazoa; Platyhelminthes; Cestoda; Diphyllobothriidea; Diphyllobothriidae
Source: the annotation of a GenBank genome assembly